Neomonachus schauinslandi (Hawaiian monk seal) is the source of this 757-nucleotide messenger RNA. RefSeq names its product crystallin beta B2 (gene CRYBB2). Gene Ontology annotation, molecular function: structural constituent of eye lens. Bases 49 to 666 code for a protein of 205 amino acids. The transcript has 6 exons. Lineage: Eukaryota; Metazoa; Chordata; Mammalia; Carnivora; Phocidae. Gene Ontology annotation, biological process: visual perception; lens development in camera-type eye. The record is from RefSeq and is a predicted model, not a curated record.
CUCUCGGGGGCUGGUGUCACUGGUCAUUCCUGAACAGGACCACCCACUAUGGCCUCAGACCACCAGACCCAAGCGGGCAAGCCACAGCCCCUCAACCCCAAGAUCAUCAUCUUUGAGCAGGAGAAUUUCCAGGGCCACUCGCAUGAGCUCAGCGGGCCCUGCCCCAACCUGAAAGAAACUGGCGUGGAGAAGGCAGGCUCUGUCCUGGUGCAGGCUGGACCCUGGGUGGGCUAUGAACAAGCCAACUGCAAGGGUGAGCAGUUUGUGUUCGAGAAGGGCGAGUACCCCCGCUGGGACUCAUGGACCAGCAGUCGGAGGACGGACUCCCUCAGCUCCCUGAGGCCCAUCAAAGUGGACAGCCAAGAGCACAAGAUCAUCCUCUACGAAAACCCCAACUUCACGGGGAAGAAGAUGGAAAUCAUAGACGAUGAUGUGCCCAGUUUCCAUGCCCACGGCUACCAGGAGAAAGUGUCGUCGGUGCGGGUACAGAGUGGCACGUGGGUCGGCUACCAGUACCCUGGCUAUCGCGGCCUGCAGUACCUGCUGGAGAAGGGAGACUAUAAGGACAGCGGGGACUUCGGGGCUCCCCAACCCCAGGUGCAGUCCGUGCGCCGCAUCCGCGACAUGCAGUGGCACCAACGGGGCGCCUUCCACCCCUCCAGCUAGUGCCCCCCUUUUCCUCCUUCCCAGGGGCUUGGUCUGUUGCCCAGGAUCCCCCCCCAGACCUCCUGGCGAGUGAAUAAAGUGUGACUUGCAA